Fundulus heteroclitus (mummichog) is the source of this 6359-nucleotide messenger RNA. Its product is annotated as transcription initiation factor TFIID subunit 4. NCBI's taxonomy places the organism in Eukaryota, Metazoa, Chordata, Actinopteri, Cyprinodontiformes, Fundulidae. Gene Ontology annotation, cellular component: transcription factor TFIID complex. The record is from RefSeq and is a predicted model, not a curated record. Gene Ontology annotation, molecular function: DNA binding; RNA polymerase II general transcription initiation factor activity; protein heterodimerization activity. Bases 855 to 3425 code for a protein of 856 amino acids. The transcript is spliced from 15 exons. Gene Ontology annotation, biological process: DNA-templated transcription; transcription initiation at RNA polymerase II promoter.
UUGCCUAUGAGAAGUUUAAUUAAAAUAAUUAGUAGUGGAUAUUUUUUCCAAAUUUAUUAAAGUGGGGAAAAUAGCUGUUACAGAGGACAAAACCAUGUUGUUUUCCACAUCUAAAGAGUAUAGAUUAAAAGCAGGCGAGACAAACGUGGCCAACAACUUGUUUUUUUAAAAUGUUUCCACACUCUGCAUAAAUCCGCGGCAACAUAAAUGCUUUAGUAAGCACCCUUUUCUAAAAAUAAAAUAUAGUACUACUCCUCUCCCUUGUGAAACUGACAGAUCUGACAGCAUCUUUUGCUUCGGAGUUUAUUUUCUUGAACGAACCAAUCACAACGCCUACGGAGACAACGUCAUGGAAGGGCGUAUCCAAUCGGCGCAUGCGUCCGAGGAACUAGCGUUGGCAGGCAAAGAUGGCGGCGGGCUCCAAUUUGCUGCCUGAUGUUUUCCCCAACAGAGAGGUUGACAAAAAAGUAGUAAGUGAGGCGGCGAGAACUCCGGAGACCUUUUUAACAGGACCAGUCGUCGCUAACUCAACGUCUGGGAUUCACUUUGCAACAAAUCACGUAUGCGGCUUAACUGUAAUCGGUAGUUUCAAUGUUCAGGAGGACAGUAAAAUUGGAUUUUGACAAUAUAAAGCAGGCAACAUAUAUCCGCUCCCUGAUUAGCCGACAGUAGCUAGUUACAGUCUGCUUGUUCAACUUUACUGCGGCCAACUUCAUCUGACUUACCACUUUCCAGAAACUAAUGCGAUUUGGACAGCCGCUCGGCACUUCCCUUGUCGCCGUAUGUUUCCGCUGCGGUAGCGGCAGGAGUUGCUGGAGGUGUCGGUAACUGUUCGGGGGUCCCGCGGUUACAGCAUGGAUGGGACAGCUGGGAUCCCACCGGCGGCUGAACCGAGCACGGCAGCCGCGCAGGCUCACUUGGGCUCAGCGGCAGCCGGCGGAGCAGUCAGAGGAGCAUCAGGUGCAACAGCUGGAGCAGACAAACAACAAGCGGCUGGUGCUCCAGCUUUGGAUGGAAGCGGCGCGCUGGCGAACUGUCACAUCCCCGGAAGCGGACAGCCGGCCAGCUCUCCGAGCGCUGCUGUCAACGGACCCGCGUCUGCGUCCCCGGGCUUUGUUAUCCGAACUGCUCCCAGUGCACAAAACACGUCGACCUCACCCGGGAGCGCGUCUCAGCCGUCUGCGAACACCGUGCCCACCGUGGCGCUUGUGAGGCCACCUAUGCAAACUUCUGCUAACGAGUCUCCAAGCGCGGACGGCCCCUCGCCAGGGAGCGUUGGAGUUUCCUGCAAAACCGAACCCACUAAAACCAUAACGCAUACCGGUGCUCAGGUCAUGGCUUCGGGUGUUCUGACAGGUACCACGGCGACCAUGAGGAGUCCGACUGUUCUGCAAAACCUGAGGGCUUCCUUGCCGUCGGCGGUCGGUGCCACCCCGCCUGGGGGGAUAAGGACCAUUGCUCCACAGGUGUUGGCCCCCCGGCUCACUCAGCCCCAUCAAAACCCCACAAGUAUCCAAAACAUCCAACUCCCUCCAGGCAUGGUGUUGGUUCGCAGUGAGAGUGGGCAGCUGCUCAUGAUUCACCAGCAGACCUUGGCUCAGAUGCAGGCUCAGGCACAAUCGCAAAGCGCAAUAACGCCACGACCUGUAGCCCCCACCGGCACUCCACCUGUCCAGGUCACGUCUGCCCAGACUCCAGGGGCUCCUCUGCUGGCUCGCUCAGUAACCCCGACCACCAUAAUCAAACAGGGAUCCUCUGUUCAAACCACAGUCACAACCACAACCACACUGCAGAGGCCUCCUGUUCUGCAGAAUACCAUCAUACUUGGAGGAAACGCCACAUCCACGGGACAGGCUCUGGGAACGUCUACCACAGUCCAGGCGACGGCAGCAGUAACUCAGAGGGUUGGGCCCCUAGGGGCCACUGGGGUGCCUGUCGCUCCAAUAGCCGUCACAGCUGAAACACUGGAGAAUGUGAAAAAGUGCAGAAACUUCCUGUCUACACUCAUCAAGUUAGCCUCCAAUGGAAAACAGUCAUCUGAGACAACAGCCAGUGUGAAAGAGCUCGUAAAGAAUCUGCUGGAAGGGAAGAUGGAGCCAGAUGAUUUUACAAGCAGGCUGUACAAGGAGCUUAACUCUUCCCCUCAGCCAUACCUGGUACCUUUCCUUAAGAGGAGCCUUCCAGCGCUGCGCCAAAUGACCCCAGACUCGGAGGCCUUCGUCCAGCAAAGCCUGCUGCCCCAGCCAAGCACUCAGCCAGCUGCGACAGCCUCCGCAGCACUCAGCGCUGUGGUGCUGCGUCCUCCUCUACCCCCUGCAGUCACCGCAGCCGCAGGCACUGCCACGACCAAAGCCACAGUCAUCACCCUCUCCCAGACAGCCAACAGUAAACCCAGACUGGUUGUGCCCCAGCAGCAGCAGGGGAGUGCAGUGAGGCCACAGGUGACGCUGGCUCAGCCUUCUUUGGUAACGAUCAGAGGAGCAGCUCCCAGCCGGAUCAUUGUGGGUCAACCACAGAUGGUCAGACCCAUUCCAACAGGCUCUGUGGUGAAGCAGACGGUUGCUGCAGGUGCCAGAGGAGUUCAGGUGUUCAACCAGACGUCCCUCAUUGAUGCUCAGAGGAACAAGCUGAAGGAAGCAGGAGGGGGGACUUUCAAGGAUGAUGAUGAUAUCAAUGACGUGGCUUCCAUGGCAGGGGUCAACUUAUCCGAGGAGAGCGCCCGCAUGGCAACCAGCUCUGAACUUGUUGGCAUCGUGACCCGGUCCUGUAAGGACGAAGCCUUUCUCUCCAUCUCCUCUCUCACCCGGAUAGUUCUGCAGAUCGGUAAGAGGUUUGGUGUCAGCGAGUUGGGCACAGACGUGAUCAGCUACAUUUCCCAUGCUACACAACAGCGGCUGCAGAACCUCUUGGAAAAGGCUUCACAAGUGGCACAACAGAAGAAUAUAAAUUUUAAGGAGGAUGAGCGGUGUGAGCAGGUCAGCGACGUGCGAGCUCAGCUCAAGUUCUUUGAGCAGCUGGAUCAGAUGGAGAAGCAACGGAAGGAGGAGCAGGAGAGAGAGAUCCUGCUGAAGGCUGCUAAGUCUAGGUCACGGCAAGAAGACCCUGAGCAGCUCAGACUUAAACAGAAGGCCAAAGAGAUGCAGCAGCUGGAGUUGGCUCAGAUGAUGCAGAGAGAAGCCAACCUAACAGCACUGGCAGCUAUCGGCCCGAGGAAAAAACGGAAAACAGACUCGCCUUUAAGUGGUGCAAGUGCAGAAGGUUCAGGGUCGGGUCCCUCCCAGCCUGGAGGCUCCAGUGGACCGGGCUCCAGACAGUUUAUGCGACAGCGCAUCACCAGAGUUAACCUCCGGGACCUACUCUUAUGUCUGGAGAAUGAAAGAGAGACCAGUCACUCCCAGCUACUCUACAAAGGUCUCCUUAAAUAGCAGCCGGAUUGAAGGGACUGGUCACACGCAGUGGCAUUAAGGAAACGGACCUAUUGGCCCUUUGUUUUAUCUGCUGCACUAAGAGACAUAUCUGCAGGAAGAGAAUUAUCUGAAACACGGAGGUGACAUCAGCUUUUUAAAAGCCUCUUCAAGCACUGACCUUUUGUGUUGUAUGUUCAGCAAUGAGAUGAGCGCAUAGUGACACCAGUUGACCUUACACUUAUUGACAUCAAUGCUUAAAGCCUUGCAUGCACUGUACGAUUAUUUUACCGUUUUUGGGCCGAUUCUUCAGUUGUGCGAGAAUUUUUUGGAUCGGGCCUAGUUUCAGCUGCAUUGUGCGUCCUGCGUCAUGUAGUAUACAGGGGGGUGACAAGGGGCGAUUAACCUCCCACGACCACCUCCCGAUCAGAAAUCGGAUGGUCGGAUGAUAAUCAAACCUGUAAUUCAGUCGGCCCUCUUGAGUGAUCGUUAGUGAUCGUGAGAACAUCCUGCUGUUUAAGCAGAGUUGGGUGCGUCUACGAGCCGAUUUCCCCCAACCUCGCGCAUUUGCAAACAAGGAAAUUCUUCUUCUUCUUCUCAGAUGAAAACAUAGGAGUGGAGAGAAGCAUGAUGCAGGUACAUGUAACAUUGAGUCAAACUACGGAGGUGCAAUUCGUAGAAUUGCCAAGGAAGCGCGUUUCGUUCUUGUGAGCCUCAUAUUUAACAGUAAGCAUCGACACUUCUGCCUUAUUCUUCUUCUACUGUUGACAUUUGGCUUCCGGGUAGGCGAGUCAGGGUAGCGCCAUCUCUCUACGGGGCUGAGUAUGACGUGUGGUUUUUGGACGUACAGUGUGAGCACUCAGAUCGCAUCAGAGCGUCGGGCCGAACAGUGUAAAAAGAGACGUGAACUUGAGAAGAGCUGUGAACUUUUAAACCUUGCGGUUUCGUCGUACAGUUUGAGCUGUAUCUGAGAACAACAAUUGAGAAUAUCGUACAGUGUAUGCCCGGCUUAAGAUGUGUAAAAAUCUGUAAAUGCUUUUAAUGCAGUAGCAUAAUCUCCUUUAGAAAAGAAAAAUCCAAGUAAAGAUACAAUAUUUUUGUUACAAAUUUACCCUUAUUUGCACUCUGAACAAUGCCAAUAAAGCAAGUGUAACUGAAUACUUUUUUAUAAUGUUUCCUAUGCCCCCUUUUAAGCUUGGUGGAGGAUCUGUGAUGCUGUGAGUCGCUUCCUCUUCCAAUGGUACUACAAAAUUUGUUAGAACAGAUAAUCACAAAGUCUUUGACAUUCCUGGAGAUUUUAAUAAAAAAAUAAAUAAAUCAGAUGGAGUCAUGUAGAAAACUGAAAACAGGUGAUCAUUAGGUCUUUUAACAGGAAAACGACCCAAAACGUGGGCAAAUUAACAAAGAAUGUUUAGUCAACACAAAACCAAUCUUCUUCUAAAACAUCUCGCAAUAAAACAAACGCAUGAUAAAUAUAAAUGACAGAAUGAUUUGCAUGUUUGUUUGUGUCUCCCUCUCUUUCUACCAAAGAGACUGGAUGACAGAAGGUUUCAGUUCAAGGCACCGGUAUCCACGCACCGCUCCCCUUCUCGUUUUCUUUGUGUAGAAAGGAAUCAGCUUUGCAUCAGCAACUUGCCAGGCGCAUGGUCUCGUUACGUAGCUCAUAGUGUAGCGUGAGAGCCCCCUGAGAAGUAGCAAGGCAGUGAAAUGGUAGUCAACAAAGCAAAACAUUGAAUAGGUUUCAAAACCGAACGCGACAACGGCAGUGUGAAAGCACUUUGGAUUUAUACCAAAGAACCGUGGUGAACCACUUAACCUGGAUGAGCCGGUAUGUUGCAUUUGUACCAACACAGUGGCAACAAAACGCUGCAAUACAACAAAUUUGCAGCUGCACCUAAAACAAAAUCACCCAAUGCGAAUUUCCAUUUGCAUACCUGUCACAAAAGGCAAUUGCACAGCUGCACAACGGCACAAAAGACAACAUUAUUAUGCCAUUGUCAUCAUAUUAGUUGAAAAUAGUCUCCAAACUGCAAUAUUAUUGUUUAUUGUGAUGGUUUCGGGGACAAUUUAUCAUCUAGCAAAAUUUGUUAUGACAGGCGACUACUUCUACAAGCAUCUGCUGGGCGAACUGAAAAAUCUGAAUGAUUUAAUGAAAUCAUAAAAAAAAGAGUCAAGGGUGGGCCUUACUGUAUGCUUGAAAGUGAUUAAAUUUUAUCUGAGAAUACUCUGUGCUUCAAUAGGAUUAACAGCAGGGGUGCCAAUAAGUCUGCCACCAGGGAUUUUUGGAACAACAGUAUUCAUUUUGGGUUUGUUUUCCUCUUUUGAAUACAAGUUCACAAUAAAAAAAAAUGUUUUUUAUUUGUAUCAUUUGAUUGUGAGAUUAUGCUACUGCAAUACAAGAAGUUUAUUUUAUCAAUAGAUGGCAAUAAAUGUAGAGGGCAAUGUAACUCCAGCUGGCUCAUGUGAUGUUGAAAUAUUUGUUCAGUUGCCUUCUUAACAAGUAAAGCCAUAGCCACUUGAUAGUGUUGGUUUAUUGAUCCAACAGUAUUUUCCAGAGAUUUUGGAUAAAUUAGGAUAAAUUCAGUUUUUCUUUUGUGCUGUUUUAUUUAUGUAAAGCUUGGGUGAUCUUAAGAAGCUUUCCAUCAGGUGGUGGGAGUGGUUGAGAUUUUUAUUUUUUUAAUAUAUAUUUCCACUGCAGCAGAUUUACUACAGACUUUGAAUGUACUUCAUGUCAGUACUUGUCUUUAGAAAACCGGAGUAUAUCUAUUAUUUUCCUAUAUAUAUUGCAAGAUCAAAUUGGAUCUAAUUUGUUUUUGGCUGGUAAUUUGGGGAUGAGGAUCUGUAGUUCUGCUCAAACGUGUAUUAAUUUAUUAUACCAUUUUAAAACAAGGAAUUUAAAUCAAAGUUAAUGGAAAACCAUGGGAAUAUUGUGAUUAAAAUGAAACAAAAGUUCAA